AUGAAACCCACGGAUGUAGCAGACACCACCACCCAGGAUGAAAACGUGUACAGUUAUUACUACCACGACGGAAACAUUCCCAAACCUUGCACCAAGGAAGGUAUCAAGGCCUUUGGGGAGCUCUUCCUGCCUCCUCUUUAUUCCUUGGUCUUUCUGUUGGGUCUGUUUGGAAACUCUGUUGUAGUUCUGGUGUUGUUCAAGUACAAGAGACUCAAGUCCAUGACCGACGUGUACCUGCUGAACCUCGCCAUCUCAGAUCUGCUGUUUGUUCUUUCGCUCCCGUUCUGGGCCUACUACGCCGCUGACCAGUGGGUUUUUGGAUUGGGUCUGUGCAAGAUUGUGUCAUGGAUGUACCUGGUGAGCUUUUACAGCGGCAUCUUCUUCAUCAUGCUCAUGAGCAUCGAUAGGUACCUGGCCAUCGUGCACGCGGUGUUUUCCUUGAAAGCGAGGACUCUGACCUAUGGGGUCAUCACCAGCUUGAUCACGUGGUCAGUGGCUGUGUUCGCCUCCCUUCCAGGCCUCUUGUUCAGCACUUGCUACACAGAGCACAAUCACACGUACUGCAAGACCAAGUACUCAGUCAGCUUGACCACCUGGAAGGUCCUCAGCUCCCUGGAGAUCAACGUCCUGGGGCUGGUCAUCCCGCUGGGGAUCAUGCUGUUCUGUUAUUCCAUGAUCAUUCGGACCCUGCAACAUUGCAAGAAUGAGAAGAAGAGCAGGGCAGUCAGGAUGAUCUUUGCUGUGGUGGUCCUCUUCCUCGGCUUCUGGACGCCGUACAACGUGGUGCUUUUCCUGGAGACCCUGGUGGAGCUUGAGGUCCUUCAGGACUGCACCUUGCAGAGGCACCUAGACUAUGCCAUCCAGGCCACAGAGGCCCUGGCCUUCAUCCACUGCUGCCUCAACCCCGUCAUUUACUUCUUUCUCGGGGAGAAAUUCCGAAAGUACAUCGCCCAUCUCUUCAGAACGUGCCGGGGUCCUCUUGUGCUCUGCCAAUACUGUGACUUUCUUCAGAUCUACUCAGCUGACACCCCCAGCUCCUCUUACACGCAGUCCACUGUGGAUCAUGACCUCCGGGACGCUUUGUAA
Molecule: messenger RNA, 1086 nt
Organism: Microtus ochrogaster (prairie vole)
Lineage: Eukaryota; Metazoa; Chordata; Mammalia; Rodentia; Cricetidae
Gene: Ccr4
Product: C-C motif chemokine receptor 4
Biological process (GO): immune response; positive regulation of cytosolic calcium ion concentration; inflammatory response
Cellular component (GO): membrane; external side of plasma membrane
Molecular function (GO): C-C chemokine receptor activity; C-C chemokine binding
Source: RefSeq, a predicted model, not a curated record